Ostertagia ostertagi is the source of this 927-nucleotide messenger RNA. NCBI's taxonomy places the organism in Eukaryota, Metazoa, Nematoda, Chromadorea, Rhabditida, Trichostrongylidae. The record is from the annotation of a GenBank genome assembly.
AUGGGCGGAGACUACCUAGACAGUGCAGAAAUACUCCCUUCACCAGAACAAGCUGGUCGUUUUUUGAGUGAUGGCGAUUUGCAGGUGUCCAAUCGAGCUAAAGCUGCAGACGCCCACGAGCAUAUGCCAGGAAGUGGCGAUUACUUCACCAGUUCUAAGUGGUCAGGCUACGGUGGAGCCAGCUCAAGUGAUCACCGCGGUAAGCCCUACGUGGGCGCUUUCGGAGGAUCGCGACUGGAGGAGAUCACGUCCACCGUGAUCCCGGGUUUGAAGGUCUACCAGAAAUCAAAACUUGUCGAUUCUCAAGAAAUACCAAAGUACCCGGGACCACAGGGACUCACUUCCGCAAACUGUCCGUUGAAAUGUGAGCCUUGUGUUUGCACAAAACAGGAGAAGAUACAGGAACGGCGGAGAAGAGACACCAACACCGUGGAGCUAUCAGUGCCAUUGGGAGCUUGCAACACGAAGCGCGACAGAAAAUUAUCGCCACCUACUCUAUCGGUGUCGUUCGUCGCGGUCAUCUCGUUCCACGAUUCGUUUAUCACAAAACUCGAUCGCGCUUACCGUAUUCAAUGUGCCUAUUGGAGGCCUAACAAGCAAUUCUUCAUACGCUGGCGCCGUCGCAAGUUAACGGGACAGCUCCGCCACCUGUCUGUGGUUAUCAUAUCUCUGGCGCCAACGGUCAGCAGAUUCCAAAACGUUCGUGUUGGCGAUCAGGUAAAACACGAAUGGAUCUGCACCACGUCGGCACCAAAAUUAUACUCUAUGCUGAUCCACUCAUGCUACAUUGAAGACGGUGCUGGUCAACGUUAUCAAGUCAUUGAUAGAAUGGUGGUGUUCGCUGGAUCAUUACAUUCUCAGGACACCAAACUACGACCCAGACAGAUUGACGGCAACUGUCGACGCGUUUAUGAUGAAAUUUCCGGA